Molecule: messenger RNA, 1778 nt
Organism: Branchiostoma belcheri (Belcher's lancelet)
Lineage: Eukaryota; Metazoa; Chordata; Leptocardii; Amphioxiformes; Branchiostomatidae
Product: cystathionine gamma-lyase-like
Exons: 12
Coding region: 166-1389 (407 amino acids)
Biological process (GO): transsulfuration
Cellular component (GO): cytoplasm
Molecular function (GO): pyridoxal phosphate binding; cystathionine gamma-lyase activity
Source: RefSeq, a predicted model, not a curated record
GCAAGAAACGGUAAAAUUUGCUGUUCUUUUUCUUCCUUUGCUACGAGUUCUAAACACCUUUCCCGCGUUUUCCGGCCCCGUGACCCGCAUUUGACCCUGACGUCAUCACACGUCAUCAGACACACCCCCAGUUCUUCCUCCGGGUUUGCCACAUUUGAGUCCAACAUGGCCGCUAACAACGGGUGCAUCGAUGGCGACAACGCCGGCUUUCUUUCCGCCUUUCCUCACUUCGCUACGGACGCGAUUCACGCAGGACAAGACCCUGAACAGUGGAACUCCAAGGCUGUUAUCCCACCAAUUUCCCUAGCAACGACGUUCAAGCAAAAAGCGCCCGGACAACACUCGGGUUUUGAGUACUCCCGUGCUGGAAACCCCACACGGAACUGUCUGGAGGAGUGUUUCGCUGCCUUGGAGAAUGGAAAGUAUGGCCUGACGUUCUCCUCCGGCCUGGCUGCCACAGACACCAUCACAAAACUCCUGCAGCAGGGAGACCACAUUGUCAGUAUGGAUGAUGUCUACGGAGGUACUAACAGGUAUUUCCGUCGGGUGGCCAGCAGGAACGGCAUUGAGACCAGUUUUGUGGACUGCACAGAUGCAGCAAACGUAGCAGCAGCUAUCAAGCCGAACACCAAGUUGGUUUGGAUUGAGACCCCGACUAACCCCACCCUGCGAGUGGUGGAUAUCCAGGCUGUGGCUGAUGUGGUGAAGGGGAGGGACAUCAUACUGGUCGCUGACAACACCUUCAUGUCUUCUUACUUCCAGCGCCCCCUGGACCAUGGAGCUGAUAUUGCAUUUCACUCGGUCACCAAGUACAUGAACGGCCACAGUGAUGUAGUGAUGGGAGCUGUGGUCACCAACAGGGACGAUAUCCACGAGAAACUGCGCUUCCUGCAAUAUGCGGUUGGCGCCGUCCCUGCUCCAUUCGACUGUUUCCUUGUGAAUCGAGGCCUGAAGACCCUUGCUGUGAGGAUGAAGCAGCACUACCAGAAUGGACUAGCCGUGGCCAAGUUUCUGGAGAGUCACCCCUGUGUCAUCCACAGCUUCUACCCUGGCCUGCCCUCCCACCCGUCCUACCCUGUGAUGCAGAAGCAGGCGACUGGCUGUUCCGGCAUGGUGACCUUCAGGAUCAAGGGCGGCGUGGAGUGUGCCAGCAAGUUCCUACAGUACCUCAAGAUCUUCACCCUGGCUGAGAGUCUGGGAGGUAUCGAGAGUCUGGCUGAGAUCCCUGGCCUGAUGACGCACAUGUCAGUUCCGAAGGAGGACCGUGACAAACUCGGUAUCCAUGACGACCUGAUCCGCCUGUCCUGCGGCAUUGAGGAGACCUCUGACCUCAUCGCUGACCUCGACCAGGGGCUCAAGAAGGCCGUUCCAGAAGAGUUGCGGAAAUAAGAAACUGCUGCUACUGACCUGCAUACAGUGAAAACGUGCGGGGAAAAUGUGGGGUGGGGUGUUGGAAAUUCAAAACAGUGAAACACAUGUACAUGUACAUGUGCAUGUGGGGUGGGGUGGGAUGUUGGAAAUACAUAACUGUCAAACCUGUCAAAAGUGACCUUGAUGAAAAGGACCUUGAUGAAAAUGUACUAGUAAGGCUGGGAAAAUAACGAUGAUAUGAAUUGUAUCCUCUUUUACUCAAGGACCUUGAUGAAAAUGGUCACAGGUGGUCACUAUAGACAAAAUUCUUAGUUCUUGGGAAGAAAAUAAUCUCUAAGGGAACACUAAAAAGUGGAUGCAUUGGUGUCACUACUACAGGUUUGACUGUAUAUUUAGGAUGGGAUGUU